Cladophialophora bantiana CBS 173.52 is the source of this 1878-nucleotide messenger RNA. RefSeq lists its product as uncharacterized. NCBI's taxonomy places the organism in Eukaryota, Fungi, Ascomycota, Eurotiomycetes, Chaetothyriales, Herpotrichiellaceae. Gene Ontology annotation, molecular function: flavin adenine dinucleotide binding; N,N-dimethylaniline monooxygenase activity; NADP binding. The transcript has a single exon. Bases 1 to 1878 code for a protein of 625 amino acids. The record is from RefSeq and is a predicted model, not a curated record.
AUGAAACGUGUGGUGAUUGUAGGGGCCGGCCCCUGUGGCCUCGUCGCCCUGAAAGAGAUGGUUGAAAGUGGACAUGAAGCAAUCUUGAUCGAGCGUUCAGAAAAUCUCGGCGGUGUUUUUGCAAGUGCGACGGCAUAUCCAAACUUGCAUCUCACGAUCAGCAACUGGGCCAUGGCGUUCUCCGACUUCCCAGACUCAACGAGGCUGCAUUACUCGACGGCCCAAGAAUACCUGCACUACCUUCACGAAUAUGCUCGCCAUUUCGACCUCCAACGUCAUAUAAGAUAUCACACCGAGGUGCGCAGCGCGACCCUGGGAGAUGACGGGCUGUGGUCUCUAGAGAUCCAGAAUUCGAUGGCAUCAGAGCAAUCUACUCUCCAUUUGCAAGCAGAUGCUCUCGUUGUCGCCACUGGGUCAAACGGAAUCCCCAAUCCGACGCCUUCAGGUCUUUCUGGGUUCGAUGGUCGUCUGAUCCACUCCUCUCAGUAUGAUGAAGCCUUUAAGCACGAUGUCGCGGAGAAAAAACUGAAAGUGUUGGUGGUAGGGGGAGGCGAGAGUGGCGCAGACAUCUCAGCAGAGCUGGGUGAAUUGUCUCCCAAUGUCACGGUCUGGCUGCGCCGCCCCAUUUGCGUCGGUCCCCGAUACCUGAACAAAAAAGACGAAAUGCAACAGGUCAAGGCUAACAUGACCGUCGACUUCCCGGCCAACGGCUUUCUUGAAGCUGCCACAACAAAUCGUAUGAGCGCUGGACAAAACGUGUACGCCUAUGGCUUCUUCCGUAGGCUGCUCUGGUGUACGCCUGUGUUGAAUGGCACCCUGUCACGCAUGUCGCUUGCUAGCACCGCGUCUGCCUUUCUCCGGAACGAUCAGGCCACAUAUGUUACCAAGAACCAGCGCAUGUGUGAGGCUUUGCAUGAGGGGAAGAUCGAAGUUCUUGUAACGCCGUCCAUCUCCGCCCGCGGUCGAAGUUGCGAGUUUCAAUUGGCGGACGGUACGACACAGCGGCGCGACUUUGACGCCGUCGUCCUUUGCACCGGCUUCUGCAUUGAGUUCCCAUGGAUCCAUCUGCCCGGGAAAGUGCCCUUGUCCCCAAAUCCACGUUCAUGGUUUCUGAAUUGCUUCCCAGAAGGAUUAGGCCACUGUCUCUCCUUCGUGGGCUAUGCGCGACCCCAUCAAGGGGGCGUCCCUGUCAUGGCCGAGAUGCUGAGCCGAUACAUUGCACUGCUGCUUCGUGGAGAGAGGGACCUACCGCCCGAUUACUCCGCACAAGCCACGCGGGAUGCCGCAGCCUCGUGCGAGUAUUACUCCCUGAGUCCAAACCUUCUCACGCUUGUCGACUAUAACGCUUUCCUGGAGAGCGUGGCGCGACGGAUAGGUUGCGAGCCGAGAUUACCGGUGUUCUGUAUACUGCUCUUCAACUUCCACAUGGUGACGGUUCUGCUCCUGGCGCUCCACUUCUGCUGUUCAGCUUCGCCAUUAUUGAGUCUCCGCUUCACGUUGCUGAUGUGGGCAGUGUCGAUGGCCGGUUUCUUCAUCUUGUACGACGGCUUACUUAUCAAGUGGUGGUUCUAUCCGCACUGGGCCGUGUGGUACCGCCAGCGCGGUCCAAAUGCCAAUCCUGCCCUGGUCAACGGGGUUUUGAAGCGAGUGAAUUUGUGGAAGUCGACCGCCAUAACUUCCGGCUUCGUCUUGCUUGUCCUCUGGUCCAUUCCGACCUUCUAUGUGCAGCGCAUGCUCUCCGUCGUCUUGUUUGCGUCCAGUGCAAUCCCAACUGCGCUCGGCAUCCACUUCCCUGAGGCUUGGGAUGUUCUACUCCGGCCAAAGCUCUUUUCUUUGCACGGCUGUCCGUGGCGAAUGUCGGACCUCUACAUGCCAUGA